Molecule: messenger RNA, 693 nt
Organism: Plectropomus leopardus (leopard coralgrouper)
Lineage: Eukaryota; Metazoa; Chordata; Actinopteri; Perciformes; Serranidae
Source: RefSeq, a predicted model, not a curated record
GUUUACCUGGUGCUGACGCUCAUGUUCCCAGACUGUCGUUCUCUGCUGCUCUCACGGCUCCCAUGGACCGAGCGGGAACCAUCAUCUUCGACAAGAUCUUUGUCAAUGAGGGAGACUUCUAUGACCCGAGAACAGGUGUCUUCACUGCCCCUGUAGAUGGUCAUUACUUCUUCAGCGCUGUUCUGACGGGUCAUAAGAAUGAGAAGAUCGAGGCAGUGCUGUCCAGGUCCAACUAUGGCAUGGCCCGGGCAGACUCUGGAGGCUACCAGCCUGAAGGUCUGGAGAAUAACCCUGUGGCCGAGGCCAAAACCCCUCCGGGGUCUCUGGCGGUCUUCAGCAUCGUCCUGCCUCUGCAGACCAGGGACACGGUCUGCGUGGACCUGGUGAUGGGUAAACUAGCUCACUCUGUGGAGCCCCUUACUGUCUUCAGCGGUGUGCUGCUGUACGAAGACAUGUGAUCAUUUUAGACUUGUGUAAAACCCACAGACGGCCACACUGUAACAUAUGAUGUCACUUCCUCUUUACGACCCUGACGUCAUGACAGAAUAUUUUAACUUUGACCUGAUGUCCGUGUCGAGAAUCCGACAGAUCACUUUGUUUUAGGACAUUUUUCAGACACAUGGAGAACAGCAGGUCAUCUUAAUUCGGUCAGCUGACCUGAUGAGAUCAUAUGUCGUCACUCCAGACGUGCGU